Molecule: messenger RNA, 876 nt
Organism: Rhincodon typus (whale shark)
Lineage: Eukaryota; Metazoa; Chordata; Chondrichthyes; Orectolobiformes; Rhincodontidae
Product: mRNA decay activator protein ZFP36L1-like
Exons: 2
Molecular function (GO): mRNA binding; metal ion binding
Source: RefSeq, a predicted model, not a curated record
GUAAAGCUAUAAAAAUAGAGAGGGCGGACCAGGCAGCUCUAGCAUAGCGUCUCUCCUAAGCAGUAGCACUGACUGCAAGGCGUAACCAUGGGUAGCUUGAAAGAUUUGUGCGACUUGGUGUCCGGGUUGAGCUUCUUGGAGACGGACGGGUUGAGCUCCUUCCAGCAGCCGCCCCCCACGGACCGCAGGGCGGUGAAGCCCCCGGCCGGAUUCCGCCGUCACUCCACGGGCCCGGUGCUGCCGAGGGGGCCGUGCUGGGCCGAGCCGAGCGCCGGAGGGGAAGGGGGUCCCCGCCACCGCCGUCACUUACUGCCCCCGGGCCUGAGCCGCUGCCUGAGCCACGGCGACUCUCUGGAGGAGGAGGAGGCCGCUGAGGCCCAGAGGGGUCUGCCCGGGGCUGGGCUCGGGGCCGGGCCGGAGGGGGGCCUACAGCAGCCGAGCCCCCGCUACAAGACCGAGCUGUGCCGGCCUUUCCAGGAGAGCGGCCUGUGCCGGUACGGGGAGAAAUGUCAGUUCGCCCACGGCCUCGGGGAGCUGCGGAUCCUGAGCCGCCAUCCCAAAUACAAGACCGAGCUGUGCCGGACCUUCCACUCGAGCGGCUUCUGUCCGUACGGUUCCCGCUGUCACUUCAUCCAUCACCCGGCCGAGGAGAGGCCUAGCCGGCCCCGCCUCAAACAGAGCACCAGCUUCUCCGGCUUCUCCUCGGCCUCGGCCUGCCCCGGCCCUGAGCUACCCGACUGGGACUCUCUGAGGGCGGCUGUGAGCCAGGAGUUUGCCCGGGUCAUGGGCCUCAGUAGCAGCUGCUGCUGCUGCCGCCGCCGGGGAGGAGCAGGCUGCUGCCCCAAGGCCUGGGCCUCCCCCCAACACCGCCCGGAG